Molecule: messenger RNA, 2705 nt
Organism: Stegostoma tigrinum
Lineage: Eukaryota; Metazoa; Chordata; Chondrichthyes; Orectolobiformes; Stegostomatidae
Product: CD276 antigen-like
Exons: 7
Coding region: 112-1122 (336 amino acids)
Biological process (GO): T cell costimulation; immune response; negative regulation of T cell proliferation
Cellular component (GO): external side of plasma membrane
Source: RefSeq, a predicted model, not a curated record
AUAAAACAAAGCAACCCUUCAGAGAGGAGUGAGGGAGCCUUGUGGCACUGUUAGAAGAAACCGGCCGCUGAGCGCAGUCAGAAUCCUCUCAUCUAGGAGUACGGAGGUGGAAUGAAGCUGUUUCCAGCUGUUGCUGUCUUCCUUCUGCAAGUCCUUCGGGCCUGCUCAGACUCUGCACCGGGCCGUGCUGUGACUGGGUUGGUUCGAGGUCAAGCAUUAUUACCCUGUAUUUACGAGGUGAUGGGGCCUGUCUCUCUCACGUCAGCCCGAAUUUAUUGGCAGUUUUCUCCCGAAAAGGUUGCCUAUGUCUUUUCCAAUGGGAAGCCUGAAGAACAAUACGUGGAAAGUUAUUACAGAGGAAGAACUACAGUCCCCAAGACUGAGUUAGUCAGAGGAAACCUCUCCCUGCAACUGAGCAACCUCACUGUGAAAGAUGAUGUGGAAUAUCACUGCUAUUUCUUCCUCAACGACAAGAAGGUUCAUGCAUGUCACCUGCGACUGUAUAUAGCUGCUCCCUACCAGCCUCCUGUGUUAUCGGCUUCACAAGGAGAAUCUCUGGGUGCGGGUCUGGCCGUGAAUUUGAGCUGCCAUUCCUUUGGAGGCUUCCCGGCUCCAGUUGUGAACUGGACGGAUGAUGCUGGGAGACCUCUGGGCCGAGAUGCUGAGGUGAACACCUCAGUGGAACAGGAUCCUGUCUCUGGCCUGUACAAUGUCACCAGCAGCCUCAGGAUCGUUGCUGCUGUGGGAACGUCAGUCCGCUGUUCUGUCUUUAACAGCAGGAUUCAGCAGCGCCUGGAUUCCAUUGUUUGGGCAUAUGCCUCCAGCAACACCAGCUUGCCUUUUAGAACUGCUAACCCUCACUACCUCAUCGCUCUCUAUGUGACAGUUGCUGUCAUAGCCUGUGUGUGCCUUCUGAUUGCAAUCGUCUGGAUAUGGAACAAAAAAUUCAGAGGUGUGCGCUCUGCAGCCCGGCAGAACCACAUCGAGGUUGAUCGCUCUGCAACAGCUGAGGAAACUUUGGAAUGGACACUGGGAGAUCAAAACACCUUUGUUGGGAAUUACGGGCUGGAACAGCAAAUGAUGCUCCCCAACCCCCUCACUCCCCAAAAUCUGGAUCAGUAGCUGGACCAGGCAAGGAAGGAGACCCUCACAUCCAACUCCUGGGAGCUGCGGAAGAGCCAAAAGCCACAGAAUUGCUCGGAUCAGGCCUGGAGCAUUGGGAAGUAAGGAACAGAUGGAGGGAUAGCGAAGGAAGCGAGGCAUAAAUGACGCUGCAUUUGUCUAGCCCCUUUCCCUACCUCCUCACAGCCCACAGCCCAGCUAAUAUAUUUCCGAGUGAGCCUACCACGCAGAUGAAGAGAACGAUUCGGGGAGUGGGGUCGAUUUGUACACAGCAAGAUCCCACGUUGAAGCAAUGUUAACAGGAUUCCGAGCACCUGCCUCUUGUGAAAUGACAUUAUUUAUUCAGAUGAAAUGAUGUGACAUCAGUUGAACGAGAGAACCUGCCUUUCCACGUCGUGGCAGUGGGAUCAUUCACAUCCCUGGAAGAGGAAGGUACCAUCAACGCUGGCCCUACGACAGUGCCCAAUCCCUCAGCACUGACCCUCGACAGUGCCUGCUCCCUCAGCACUGACCCUCGACAGUGCCCACUCCCUCAGCACUGACACUCCAACAGUGCCCAAUCCCUCAGCACUGACCCUCCGAAAGUGCAGCACUCCCUCAGCACUGACCCUUGACAGUGCCUGCUCCCUCAGCACUGACCCUCCGACAGUGCCCACUCCCUCAGCACUGACCCUCGACAGUGCCCACUCCCUCAGCACUGACACUCCAACAGUGCCCAAUCCCUCAGCACUGACCCUCCGAAAGUGCAGCACUCCCUCAGCACUGACCCUCGACAGUGCCUGCUCCCUCAGCACUGACCCUCCGACAGUGCCCACUCCCUCAGCACUGACCCUCCGACAGUGCCUGCUCCCUCAGCACUGACCCUCCGACAGUGCCUACUCCUUCAGCACUGACCCUCCGUCAGUACCCACUCCCUCAGCACUGACCCUCCGACAGUGCAGCGCUCCCUCAGCACUGACCCUCCGACAGUGCCCGUUCCCUCAGCACUGACCCUCCGACAGUGCGGCGCUCCCUCAGCACUGAUCCUCCGCCCGUGCCCGCACCUUCAGCACUGACCCUCUGACAGUGUCCGCUUCCUCAGCACUGACCCUCGGACAGUGCGGCGCUCCCUCAGCACUGACACUCGGACAGUGCGGCGCUCCCUCAGCACUGACCCUCGGACACUGUGGCGCUGCCUCAGCACUGACCCUCUGACAGUGCCCGCUCCCUCAGCACUGACCCUCCGACAGUGCCUGCUCCCUCAGCACUGACCCUCCUACAGUGACAGUGUAAGCAGGUUGAUGUCCAGUGACCUCUGAGAGACACUUUACCCGUUUGACCACCACUCCAGAACGCUGGGGAUUUCCAUCGAGGAUGUGAAACUAACAUUUGGAGUCAGGUUAGGACCUGAGAUGGAAUUGCUGAUGUAUUUGUUGUUUGCGACUGUCGAUGAUGGGAGCUGAUGUCACCCGAGAACUGACCUACCAGUCUGUGAAUUAAAUGUACUUUUUGUAAAUAAUAUUUGUAUGUUUGUAAGUGACAGUUGUAUGUUUAAAAGUAAUAUUGGUACAGGUUUUGUGAAUAAUAUUUGUGCAGGUUUUGUA